AUGCAAGUUCUGUGUCAAAUAUCACAUUAUUUUAUUAAUUGGGAAGAAGGAAAAUAUCUUGUCUUCAAGGGACUUAAACUUGAAAAGUCACCACAUACAGGAAAUUUUGUAUAUGAAUUUAAAGUUUUCAAUUUUAGUUCUAGUUCCUUGGAUUUUGUAGGAACUGAUGGGGAAGUAAGAUAAAAGACAAAUGGGGUAGAAAGUGAGAGUAGUAUAGAAGGAGAAACUAAUUUAACAGACUAACCUAGAUGAAAAAUUUUGUCUUUUCUCUGAAAUGCUUGUUGGACUAAGGUUUUGCAAGAUAAAUACUUAUUUGUGUCUAAACAGGUUUUUACAGAUAAAUAUAAUAACUUGCUCCAUCAGAGUCUUCUGAAAUUGUUUCUCUGUGGUGUUUGGGAUGUUAUAGGAUCUAUUAGUGGAGAGAAGUGGAGUAUACUACUGUAAUAUCCUCUGAUUAAUAGGAGUGCUCUGCAAUUUUAAAAUUAUUGUUACUUUCUAGUCAUAAUCUGAUACGGUUUGUUCUUCUUUCACAAUUUACUAAAAAUUUGAGACUUAAUUGCUGUUUCUAUUCAUUUGUCAAUCCUGUCUCCAUGAAUGAUUUCUAAUUUCCUUUUAUAGUAUAGUCUCUAGUUUUGAAAGUUUGACUCUGGAGAGUUGCAGUGUACAUCAGAACAUACACUGCAUAAUUUUUCAAGUUCAACCUCUAACCAUUCUAUACAAAUGUCUGUAUUUCAGAUGGAGCAACUGUCAGAUGAAGAAAUUGACCAUGGUGCUGAAGAAGACAGUGACAAGGAAGAUCAGGACCUGGACAAAAUGUUUGGAGCCUGGCUGGGGGAGCUGGACAAACUCACUCAGAGUUUGGAUUCUGACAAGCCCACGGAACCAGUAAAAAGAUCUCCUCUGCGCCAGGAAACAAACAUGGCCAACUUUUCUUAUCGCUUCUCCAUAUACAACUUGAAUGAAGCUCUGAAUCAGGGAGAAACUGUGGAUCUGGAUGCCCUGAUGGCUGAUCUUUGCUCGAUAGAGCAGGAGCUCAGCAGUAUUGGUGCAGGAAACAGUAAACGUCAAAUCACAGAAACAAAAGCCACUCAGAAGUUACCUGCUAGCCGACAUACAUCAAAACAUGGCACCUUGAAAGGACUGUCAUCUUCGUCUAAUAGGAUAACUAAACCGUCACAUGCCAACUAUUCCCUGGAUGACAUCACUGCACAGUUAGAACAGGCCUCCUUGAGCAUGGAUGAGGCUGCCCAGCAAUCUGUACUAGAAGAUACUAAGCCCCUAGUAACGAAUCAGCACAGAAGAACGGCUUCUGCGGGCACGGUGAGUGAUGCUGAAGCACACUCUGUUAGUAACUCCUCUCGUUCCAGCAUCACUUCCGCAGCCUCCAGCAUGGACUCUUUGGAUAUCGAUAAAGUAGCACGCCCUCAAGAACUGGAUUUGACACAUCAGGGGCAGCCAAUUACUGAGGAAGAACAGGCAGCAAAAUUGAAAGCUGAGAAGAUCAGAGUUGCCCUAGAGAAAAUUAAAGAAGCACAAGUGAAAAAGCUGGUGAUUAGAGUCCACAUGUCUGAUGAUAGUUCUAAGACAAUGAUGGUGGAUGAGAGGCAGACAGUGAGACAAGUGCUGGAUAACCUGAUGGACAAAUCCCACUGUGGGUACAGUUCAGACUGGUCACUAGUGGAAACCAUCUCUGAGUUACAAAUGGAGAGAAUCUUUGAAGAUCAUGAAAACUUGGUUGAAAAUCUUCUUAAUUGGACAAGAGAUAGCCAGAACAAGCUUAUAUUUAUGGAGCGUAUAGAAAAAUACGCACUUUUCAAAAACCCACAGAAUUAUCUUCUGGGGAAAAAGGAAACAGCUGAGAUGGCAGAUAGAAACAAAGAAGUGCUGUUGGAGGAAUGUUUCUGUGGAAGCUCUGUGACUGUGCCAGAAAUUGAAGGCAUCCUGUGGCUGAAGGAUGAUGGCAGGAAGUCCUGGAAGAAGCGUUGCUUUCUCCUGCGGGCAUCUGGUAUCUACUAUGUCCCCAAAGGAAAAGCGAAGGUCUCUCGGGAGCUGGUGUGCUUUCUCCAGCUGGAUCAUGUCAACGUGUACUAUGGACAGGACUAUCGGAACAAGUAUAAAGCUCCUACAGACUAUUGCCUAGUGCUAAAGCAUCCGCAGAUCCAGAAGAAAUCUCAGUACAUCAAGUACCUUUGUUGUGACGAUGUGAGGACCCUGCACCAGUGGGUCAAUGGCAUCCGCAUCGCAAAGUACGGGAAGCAGCUCUACAUGAACUAUCAAGAAGCCUUGAAGAGGACAGAGUCGGCUUAUGAUUGGACUUCCUUAUCCAGCUCCAGCAUUAAAUCAGGAUCCAGUUCUUCCAGCAUCCCAGAGUCUCAGUCAAAUCACUCUAAUCAGUCUGAUAGUGGAGUGUCUGACACGCAGCCGGCAGGCCACGCCCGCUCCCAGAGCGUCGUGAGCUCCAUCUUCUCCGAGGCCUGGAAACGGGGCACACAGUUGGAAGAGUCCAGCAAGGCCAGAAUGGAGUCCAUGAAUCGGCCCUACACGUCACUGAUGCCCGCUUCAUCCCCGCAACCUAAGCUGGUCACCCCCUACACUGCCUCCCAGCCCUCACCGCCUCUCCCGCCGCCUCCGCCGCCGCCCCCUCCUCCCCCGCCACCGCCCCCACCACCGCCCCCUCCUCUGCCCAGCCAGUCUGCACCCUCGGCCGGCUCCGCGGCCCCCACGUUCGUCAAGUACAGCACGAUCACCAGGCUGCAGAACGCGUCUCAGCAUUCGGGGCCCCUGUUUAAGCCGCCACCGCCCUCGGUGCUGCAGCCUCUGUCCUCCGCCUCACAGUCAGGGAAGCCUCAGAUCCUGGUGCCUCCUAACGGGGUUGUGCCCCCGCCCCCGCCGCCGCCCCCGCCGCCCACUCCGGGCUCGGCCAUGGCCCAGCUGAAACCCGCGCCCUGCGCCCCGUCCCUUCCGCAGUGCGGCCCCCCUGCGCCACCACUGAAGAUUCAUCACGUUCAGCAUGUUACUCCAGCGGCUCCUCCGACAGCCCCCCCACCUCCCGUGCCUGCACCCCUCCCUCCCCAGGCCCCCCCCAAGCCCCUCGUGACCGUGCCCCUGCCAACCAGCACCAAGACUGUGCUACCCCUUGCGAUACAAGCUGUGCCACCGACACCUACUCCUCCAGUCCCCCCAGCAAAAAAGCAGCCAGCUUUUCCUGUUUCUCACAUCCCUCCCUCUCCCCCCACCCCUCCCAGUCCAGUACCCCCGCCCACGCUACCCAAGCAGCAGAGCUUCUGUGCAAAACCGCCUCCCUCCCCGCUGUCCCCGGCGCCCUCGGUCGUGAAGCAGAUAGCCAGCCAGUUCCCGGCCCCUGCGCCGGGGGAGCCGCAGGCCCUGAAGCCCACCCCAGCGGGUGCGGCGCCGCAGUCCCCUCCUGCCGUGAAGGCCAAACCCAAGUGGCAACCCAGCGCCCUCCCUGUCCCUUCUCCGGACUUCCCCCCUCCUCCUCCUGAGAGCAGCCUGGUGUUCCCUCCUCCCCCGGCCCCGGUCCCGCCGCCGCCCCCGCCGGCCACACCCGCAGCUGUUCCCGCCCCCGACAAAAGCGGGUCUCCAGGCAAAAAGGCCGCUAAGACGGCCAGCCCCGGGGCGAAGAAGCCGCCCCCGACGCCGCAGCGGAACUCCAGCAUCAAGUCCGGCGGCGGCGCCGAGCCCCCCGAGUCCAAGAGGCCCUCGGUGGACAGUCUGGUCAGCAAGUUCGCGGCGCCGGCAGUACCGUCGGGGUCUCCCGGCAAGGAGAGCCCGCCGCCUCCUGCGGCGCCCCCCAAGCCCGGGAAACUCAGUGUCUCCGGAGUGCACCUGCCGGGCGUGCUCCCGGGGGUCGUGUCCGCGAAAGCGCCGGGCCUGGACGCGCGCGGGGGGGACUCGGGGCAUGAGUUUCCCUCCCCGCCGUCCGACUCGGACUUUCCGCCCCCUCCGCCCGAGGUAGAGCUCCCGCCGCCCCCCGUGGAGAUCCCGGCCGUGUUCUCGGGAGGCGCUUCUCCCAAAGUGGCCGUGGUCACCCCGCAGCCGCAGCCGUGGGCCAAGGCGUCCGUGAAGAAGGCCCCGCCGCCCACGCGCCCCAAGCGCAACGACAGCACGCGCCUCACGCGCGCGGCGCCCCCCGAGCAGCCGGUGGCCGCCGUGCCCCCCGCGCCCACCUCGCCCAAGUCCGGCCUCGGUGUCCAGCCCGCCUUCCUGGCCGACCUCAACAGGACCCUGCAGCGGAAGUCCAUCACCCGGCACGGCUCCCUCUCCUCCGCCCGAGUGUCCAGGGCGGAGCCCACGGCCACCAUGGAUGACAUGGCGCUGCCCCCGCCGCCCCCCGAACUGCUUUCUGACCCGCAGAGAGCUGCUUACGGAGGCAGUCACAUCUCAGGCUAUGCAACCCUGCGGAGAGGGCCCCCUCCGGCACCCCCCAAAAGAGACCAGAACACCAAGCUCUCCCGAGACUGGUGAUUUUAGGACUUUAUUCCCACGCUAGCUGUCAUCAGUCCUCCAGUCAGCUCACCCGAUCAUCUGUGAAUUCAGGUGUUCAGAGCUUCCUGGUCUGACGUCGUCGUUUGGGUCGUGUCCAGCGGUGUGUGUACGUGUGCGUGUACACACAGCUAUACAUAGUGUGUGUAUGUGUAUGUAUACAUAUAUGUAUGUGUAUAUGUAUAUAUAUAUAGCUGAGAGUGAUUCUAUUUAUUCCUUUUCUCUCCUAAUCUGAAAAUGGGUUUUGUGUAUUUUGGGUGGAAGAGGCAUGGAAGGCAAUGUGUGUCCUGUCCCUUAUGAUUUCUAUUAUCUGUCAUGUGGAUUGGACCAAACACUUUUAAUGAGUUAUUUAGAAGGUAUUUUAUAAGUGUCCAUUUGCGGCCUACCUGUGCAUGUUGUGUAUUAUAUAUUAAGGAAUAGAUGUAUAAUGUGCUGAUUCUCAGUUUGAGAAGACAACCAGAAUGUUG
This is a messenger RNA of Ceratotherium simum simum (southern white rhinoceros), 4970 nucleotides long. The record is from RefSeq and is a predicted model, not a curated record. Lineage: Eukaryota; Metazoa; Chordata; Mammalia; Perissodactyla; Rhinocerotidae.